AUGAAGAAGGUGCCAUCAACAACCGAGUCCAAUUUGGAUGACUCUCCGUCUCAGGCCAAAGGGAAGCGGCUUUCAACAACAGGCAAAUUCCUACAAAACAUCUUCACUCGACUCAAAUCUCCCUUCUCCCCCAACACCAACGCAAAAUCUCCAUCCUCCACGUCCACGCCACUGUCGGCAGCACCACUAUCUCACCCAACACAUACACAAGAGGAAACCUCAAAUUCGGAAGAACCUGAAAUGGCCGCCGUCGCGACUCGGCCGCCCAGUGGCCCCCGAUCUCGGGAUUCCGCUGCAAUGUCGGCGUCGUUGAACCGCGUUGCUACCCCUUCGUCGGACUGCAACAAGGAGAACAGAGCCCCCGCUUCUGCUUCUUCCGUCAUUGUCCCGGUUACUCCUCUGAGCCGCCUUAGCAUUGACGAUCCCACUCGGCCUCGAUCAUCUACGUCAAUCAACCGUGAUCCCUACACUGCCACCGGUGAGAAGCGUAUCCAUCAAGUCUUCAUGGACCAGGCCUUGGACAUGGCCCGCCUGGCUCUGAGAACCAACGAAACGCCCGUUGGCUGUGUUCUCGUCUACAAGGGAGCCGUCAUUGCAAGAGGCAUGAACGCCACCAACGUCACUCGCAAUGGCACCAGGCACGCCGAGUUCAUGGCACUGUCUUCUCUGCUGUCGUACGGACCCGCUGACGGCGCGGCGGACGCCGGCGGCAAGCUACAAAAGCAGGCCGACGAGCGCUCCAGGUCUGACAUCCAGGAUGACGAGUCGGAGUUGUUCCCCAUGGACGAUGACUAUGUCAGAAAUGGCCAUCUCUACCCGUACGGUCAGAAGCUUCACCGCUCCCCCAGGGUUGACCGUUCCAUCGUUCAUGACUGCAUCCUCUACGUCACCGUCGAACCCUGCGUCAUGUGUGCAGGCCUUUUGCGACAGCUUGGCAUCAAAAAGGUCUAUUUCGGUGCCGUCAACGACAAGUUUGGCGGUACUGGUGGCGUCUUCAGCAUUCACAAGAACUCGACUGAUGCUCAUCAUGCCUCGAUAUCUAAGCCCCUCCAGACUUCCACUGACGCAAGCAACCUGGCUCGGCCGAGCAGCUCGUCCUCAAACAAGGGUUCGUUCGCGGGAAGUCAGCUAACCUCCCAAGGCGGAGAUGGAGGCAACGUGGAGCGCGGUUUUGAGGCGGAGGGCGGAUGGGGCCGUGACGAAGCUGUCAGCUUGCUUCGGCGUUUCUACGUUCAAGAGAACGGACGCGCCCCCGUGCCGCGCAAGAAGGAAGGUCGAGCUGCACGACUGGCAGCUAUGGAAGCUGGAGAAACUGGGACCGACGUUACUACUGGCGGAGCACCCCAGUCUUCAGACAUUGAUGGCGCGAAUGACGACUCUGCUGGUGCAAGCACUACGAACGCCGAUUCAACCAACAAUGCGGCCAUCGAGGUGAACGUCAGCGAGGUUUCAAAGGCUUGA
Molecule: messenger RNA, 1461 nt
Organism: Colletotrichum karsti
Lineage: Eukaryota; Fungi; Ascomycota; Sordariomycetes; Glomerellales; Glomerellaceae
Product: tRNA-specific adenosine deaminase subunit TAD2
Exons: 3
Coding region: 1-1461 (486 amino acids)
Biological process (GO): tRNA wobble adenosine to inosine editing
Cellular component (GO): cytoplasm; nucleus
Molecular function (GO): tRNA-specific adenosine-34 deaminase activity
Source: RefSeq, a predicted model, not a curated record